AUUCCACAUAUUCUACUGUAUUCUUCUGAAUAAUCAUGAACGACCAGUCAGUAUGUCCCCAGCCAAGGCUUUGUAGAAAAAGCCACAUUUUUCUAUCACAUUUGACCUUGAAAUUCCUCGCUCGCUUUUUGUGACCUCUCCUCUGAAUUGGAGCUGAAUUGGCCUAUCCCGUUGAGUCCCCUAGCGGAGGAAAAUGGGCCUACAGUGAGAAAUUGAAAAUAAGGAUGAGCGCCAUGUCUGAUCCUCCGCUUGUGGAAUAGAGCUGACGGCAGAGCCAGUAUUUCCCGGGCCGGGGGUCCCGUCGGGGGUUCGGUGUGAGUCAUGGCGGACAGCGCUGGGAUUCAGCAAGGUUCGCCGGCCAUCGGGGCUUCGGGCCUGGUUCCGGCCGCUCCUGGAGCCGGGGGCACGGAGGGCUCUGGCGCCGCUGGAGGAUCCGCACGUAUCGCCGUGAAGAAGGCGCAACUCCGCUCCUCACCUCGGCCGAAGAAACUGGAAAAACUCGGAGUGUAUUCAUCCUGCAAAGCUGAAGGAGCCUGCAAGUGUAAUGGCUGGAAAAGUCAAAAUCCCCCUCCUACACCUCCACGGACCGACCAGCAGUCCAACACGGUCAACCUGCAGGAACCCUGCCGGAGCUGCUCUCACACCUUGGGUGAUCAUGUGACCCAUUUAGAAAAUGUUUCUGAAGAGGAAAUGAACAGACUUCUUGGUAUCGUUUUGGAUGUGGAGUAUCUCUACACCUGCGUUCACAAAGAGGAGGAUGCUGACACAAAGCAGGUCUACUUCUCCCUCUUCAAGCUGUUGAGGAAGUCCAUCCUACAGAUGGGUAAACCGAUGCUAGAAGCACAAGAGAGUCCUCCGUUUGAAAAACCCAGCAUUGAGCAGGGGGUGAACAAUUUUGUGCAGUACAAAUUCAGCCACCUGCCAUCCAAAGAGCGUCAAACCAUCAUGGAGCUUGCCAAGAUGUUUCUAAACCAGAUCAACUACUGGCAGCUGGAGACGCCCUCGCAGAGACGCCAGAGAGUUCCCAACGAUGAUGUGGCUGGAUACAAAGCCAACUACACCAGAUGGCUCUGCUACUGCAACGUGCCCCAGUUCUGUGACAGUCUGCCACGCUACGAGACCACACAGAUUUUCGGCCGGACGUUGUUGCGUUCAGUGUUCACUGUGAUGAGGAAACAGCUGUUAGAGCAAGCCAGACAGGAGAAGGACAAGCUGCCACCUGAGAAACGCACACUCAUUCUCACACACUUUCCUAAGUUCCUGUCUAUGUUAGAGGAGGAGGUGUACAGCCACAGCUCUCCCAUCUGGAGCCAAGACUUUUUGGCAGGAGCGUCAGGAGGGCAGAUUCCAAUCCACACAGUUAUCAGUGCGCCCCCUGUAGCCAGGCCAUUGUACUACAGCACCAGUCCUGUGUCAGUAGACGCCUCCACCUGCGGCAGCGUCAGUCCCGCAAGGAAGACAGCGUCUGUACUCGAGCCAAACCCAGUUGGAGAAAAGCGUAAACCCUCGGAGCCUCUCAACCAUGAGGAAAACAAGAGACCCAGGGUGGUGGGCGACAUCCCCAUGGAGCUCAUCAAUGAAGUCAUGGCAACUAUUGCUGACCCUGCAGCCAUUCCAGAGACCAGCCUGCUGUCCGCUCACUCUGCACGUGACGAAGCCGCCCGCCUUGAGGAGCGCAGGGGUGUGAUUGAGUUCCACGUGAUUGGUAACUCCCUGAACCAGAAACCCAAUAAGAGGAUCCUGAUGUGGCUCGUCGGCCUCCAAAACGUGUUUUCUCACCAGCUGCCUCGUAUGCCUAAAGAGUACAUCACCCGGCUGGUCUUCGAUCCGAAGCACAAAACUCUGUCGCUGAUCAAAGACGGCCGGGUGAUUGGAGGGAUCUGCUUCCGGAUGUUUCCAUCACAGGGUUUUACAGAGAUUGUGUUCUGUGCGGUCACCUCCAAUGAACAGGUCAAGGGUUAUGGCACCCAUUUAAUGAACCACCUGAAGGAGUACCACAUAAAACAUGAAAUCCUCAACUUCCUCACAUACGCUGAUGAGUACGCCAUUGGCUACUUCAAGAAACAGGGUUUUUCGAAGGACAUCAAGGUUCCCAAAGCCAAGUACGUGGGCUAUAUCAAGGACUACGAGGGAGCCACACUCAUGGGCUGUGAACUCAACCCCAGCAUCCCCUACACUGAGUUUUCUGUCAUUAUCAAGAAGCAGAAGGAGAUCAUCAAGAAGCUGAUCGAGAGGAAGCAGGCUCAGAUCAGAAAAGUCUACCCCGGACUCUCCUGUUUUAAGGAAGGAGUUCGGCAGAUUCCCAUUGAGAGCAUUCCUGGCAUACGUGAAACUGGCUGGAAGCCUGUGGGAAAAGGGAAGGAACUAAAGGACCCAGAUCAACUGUACAGCACUCUGAAGACCAUCCUCCAACAUGUGAAGAGUCACCAGAACGCCUGGCCUUUCAUGGAGCCUGUAAAGAAAACAGAAGCACCAGGGUACUACCAAGUCAUUCGCUUCCCCAUGGAUCUUAAGACCAUGAGUGAGCGCCUGAAGAGCAGGUACUACACAACACGUAAGCUGUUCAUGGCGGACAUGCAGCGCAUCUUCACCAACUGCCGUGAAUAUAACCCUCCAGAGAGCGAAUACUACAAGUGUGCCAACUUACUGGAGAAAUUCUUCUACACAAAGAUCAAAGAAGCGGGGCUCAUCGAGAAAUAGACCGGAAGAAGAAGAAGUUUCUCUUCACCAUAAUAAAAGGAUAAGAGUCCUGAGACUGUGUGAAGAAUGGACUACUGGUGCUGAGGCACACAGGAUUCAGGAACACUUGUCUCAACGUAAAAUAUGGAAACGGGUCUCUGAUCAGUGCCGAUUUUGCGUUUGAUGAAUGCUGGUCUAGAUCUGGAUCUGUAGCUUGGACUAAUAUGUAGACUAAAAGACAAGCUCUAAGGGAAGACCUGUGAGACAUCAAGCAAAGAAAUCAUCGUGUCUUCAUAUUUCAUUACAUCACCGGGACAGCAGGAGAUUUAUAGAAAUGCAUAUUAAACAGGAUAGGAGAAUGCAUGGAGGUUUGUAUUCUGUCUGUUUGAAGACAAUUAUACUCCACAAACUUAAAUCGAAGUAGGUGUAUUCAUCUUAUUUGAACUCCCCGGACAAAUCCAGAUAAAAAUCCUAUCCCAAGACUAACACAUAAUUAAGAUUGUACUUUUCUUAUGAAGACACUUGUGAAAAAUUUGCAGUUCACACCGGUAAUAUUUUUGCUUAUUACAGGCGAUUCAGGCCUUAUGUUUUGUGUAGUAUAUCUUGAAAUAAGAUUUUAAUUUGAACUUGUCCGGUAAAUAAGUCAAUGUAAAAUCUUCCACUAGAAAUCAGACUAAUGCAUUCACUUAGAGUUGAGGUUAGCAGUGUAAAUAUCUAGACCAAAUUCAACCAGGGAUUCUGCUUUGUCUCAAAUUCAUUACAUAUUCACAUCCAGCAAACGGCUACUUCUUGUCUUUAUAGCAGCCAACAACAAAAAAAAGUUGGAGGCACAUGUAGACGAACAUCCAACUAGUGUCUGAGCAACCAUCAUCUCUCCGCCUUGACAUUUCUUCAAGUAAACUAUAUGGACAAAAGCAAAAACCAUCGGACCAUUCCACCAACAGGGGCUGUAAUGACACUGUAUUCAAAUCCAUGUACUUUAAUUUGGAGUUGACCCCCUUUUGCAGCUAUAACAACCUCUGUUUUUCUUGGAAGGUUUUCCACAAGCUUUUGGAGUGUUUCUGUGGGAAUUUGUGCACAUUCAUUCUGUAGAGCAUUUAUGAGGUCAGGUACUGAUGUUGGACCAGAAGGCUUGCAAUCUCCAUUCCAGUUCAUCCCAAAGAUGCUGGAUUGGGUUGAGGCCAGGGUCUUCCACACUGAACUCAUUAUGAACAAAUCAUGUCUUUAUAGUCCUUUGUACACUAGGACACAGCCAUGUUGGAAUAGAAAGGGCCUUCCCCAAAUUGUUGCCACACAGUUGGAAGCAUAAUAUU
Molecule: messenger RNA, 3992 nt
Organism: Cheilinus undulatus (humphead wrasse)
Lineage: Eukaryota; Metazoa; Chordata; Actinopteri; Labriformes; Labridae
Gene: kat2b
Product: K(lysine) acetyltransferase 2B
Exons: 18
Coding region: 322-2700 (792 amino acids)
Biological process (GO): positive regulation of transcription by RNA polymerase II; chromatin remodeling
Cellular component (GO): histone acetyltransferase complex; nucleus
Molecular function (GO): protein binding; histone H3 acetyltransferase activity
Source: RefSeq, a predicted model, not a curated record